Messenger RNA from Diachasmimorpha longicaudata, 5691 nucleotides. RefSeq lists its product as uncharacterized. The transcript is spliced from 6 exons. Lineage: Eukaryota; Metazoa; Arthropoda; Insecta; Hymenoptera; Braconidae. The coding region runs from base 153 to 5186 and encodes 1677 amino acids. The record is from RefSeq and is a predicted model, not a curated record. Gene Ontology annotation, molecular function: zinc ion binding; nucleic acid binding.
UGCAAUACAGAUAGGGGUAACUGGAGGCUAAAAACCGUUGCAUGUACUGUUGUCAUAGACAAUUCUGAAUUGAACAUUUAAAAUUUAUGGGUUAAAUCGCCUUCACUGGAAAAUAAAGUAAUAGGGCUCAAUGACUGGAUCGGCAAUAAAAAAUGUCGAUUAAUGUGACAGUGAAUGGGAAUCCUGUGUGCGUACGACGAAGAGUUGUUCUUUCGGAUUGGGAGCAAAUCAAGAAGAAUGAACGUGAACGCAGGAGAAGGUUACGACUGGAGCAGGUUCGUGAGCAGUCGAAGGAGAUGUCGAGUAAACUAUUGGACAGAGCGAAGAACAUCGCCAAGAAAACCCUGAACGAUAUAGAAAAUGACAAGGACUCAAAGCUCCGGCGAAUGCACGAUAAAAAAAUCAUGGAGAUACAACAGAAAUACCAAGAGGACAUGGAGGAUAUCGGAUUGGCUCAUGCAUCAGCUGCAGCACAACCUGAUGUUGAAGUUAUCUUGGAGACUGAACGUCGCAAGAAUCAAUUGGCAGCUGCUGCGAGGGGCCGAGAGGCGUCUCAACAAUUGAAGGAGUCUGCGAUGCAAGAAGAUCCGGCGAAAAAACAGCAGGAGCGUCUCCGUCAGGUGCGAGAGAUAGAAAACGUUAGAUCUUCAAUGAUCGCAAAUCUUUCGAAACGCUCGCCUCCCAGAUCCAAAGGGCCAUUACCGGUCCCCUCCUCGGUUCCCCAGCCCUCGCCAGCCUCCACGAUUCCCCUCAGUCUGGCAGAAACUCACCAACAAUCUCCUAGUCUCCGUGGAAAUUCUUCGAAAAAGCGAAAACACAAAAAAACUCUUACGAAAAAAUCUCCCUCAAAAUUAAUCUCAAAACCAGCCACGAGAACGACCUCUCAGACUUCACGCCCCACUCAGCGUAUUGUGGUAGAGGUCCAUCAGAAGGACUCUCCACCUGAUCGUCGACUACGAUCCCCAGAGGUCUCAAAUCCCUCGAAGCCCCCGAGAUCAAACGAGAAACCCGAAAUAUCUGAAUUCGACCGGAUCGAAGAGAUCGGAAACCAGGAGAUAAUUGAUAAAAAUCAUCAGUACAAUCCAACGGAUUAUCAGCAGAAGCCUUCCUCAUCCAGCAGCACUCCCUCAGUGAGCGACGACUCCUCGUACUUCUCAGACGGUGCAGCCAGCAAUAUUCCGCAACAAAUCCCUCCAAAAAAUGUCCCAUUGAAGCUCAAAUCCCCCACAAAACCGAUUUCUCCCAGCAAAGUUCAUCUCUAUGAUUACAAUACUCGCCAUACUGAUGCCUACAACCGUCCUCCAGGUGUUGUGGAGCGACUCGAUGUCGUGGACGAGCCGAACGCAAUCGAAGUGGCCCGAAAGGCCUCAACCCUUCAGAGUAAAAAAUCAAACUCAAUCCAGAAUCAACGGGCUAAAGCUCAACAACGAGGAACCAACGCAGCCCUUCGUGAGAGAGUGAAGAAGGACUAUCACGAUUUGAUUCAGAAAUUAGAUCGUCUGUCUCGAGAGGAGCAGAAGUUGAAGGCGAGUCAAAGGUGUCAUCGAAAUAUUUUAAAUAAACAACAAAGACAACUGAAGAAGGAUAUGAAGCAAGCUGAGAUGAAUCGAGCAUUUGAGUCAUCUCGAAGCAAUCCUAUUGAGAGAAUUAUAACGAUUCCCCGUCAUAGCGAUGGGGAAUCGAUGUCUGACAGUCCCUGCGAUAGUGUUUACGAGCGUUCAGACAAUUCUCCAGUGGAAGACAAUCAUCCUGAGGAGCCCCCGCCAUCUCGUAACGAACAAAUUCUCGAGAUGUUGAAGAAAGUCGAGCGUCAGAAGCGACUCCUCUUGCAGGAAUUUGGAGCUACUCUUCCAGAUUCAGUUUUCAAUGCCAGUAUGACACGUCUUUUCGAUACUCAACGAAAAGAUGAGGUAUCCCAAGGAGAGAGACCAGAACAGAAGCCGGAAUCUCCAGAGAUAAAGAUAAUCAAGGUACCCGAAACCAUCAGGAAGCCUCAGAGGACCGAGACAGCUGUUCAGACGUCUCAUACCUCCCCAGACAUUACAGUUGUCAACGACAAAAGCACUCAGGUUGAAUUACUCGAUCCAUCAUCAAUGAAGAUGGACAGUACGUCUGAGCCUCUAGAAUAUGUCGAGCCAAUUGUCAGGAUUAUUCAUCCAGAGGUUGUGGCCAGCAGUAGUGACUCGUCAGCACCAGGAAUUCUCAUUGACUUCAGCAAGCAACAGGUCAAGGUGACUCCAACAAAGCGAAAAUUGUCCAAACGAAAAACUCCAAAAUCAUUGCCAACUAGUGGUAGAACAUCUCCGGUGAAGAGAAGCCCUGAAAUUGCAACGCUUCCAGGAUCUGCAUCAGCAUCAGCACCAACAUCACGAGUCUGCAGUCCCCAGGAGGUUAUCGAGGAGGAAAAACCGAGGAAGUAUAAAUUACCAGAGCGUAAGAAUGUUCCAAUUGCUGAUACCAGCACUGAUGUGUCAUUUGGACAGCCACCGAGACAGAGGGAGCAGGGAAAAUCGUACGUUAGAGUUAAACAAACGAUUUUAAAGAGAUAUUAUAACAAUACUUCUGACACUUCAACUUCCUACGCCAGUUUGCCAGCAGUUCAGCCAGGCUCAUCGUAUCCUGAGGCAAUCGCCAAUAAUAUGACGCCAAUUUUGCAAAUGCUGGACUCUUCUGCCAAUGACAGUGUCAUAAGGAGAUUUGGGGAGAGGGACAUUAGCCCUGUGUCCACUCCGGAGACUCCCUCACCGAGGAUUUUGAGGAUUCCUUCCAAUGUUCCUGAUGCUGAGAGGCUGGGGAGGGUCCUGAGGUUUGAUACGACGGAUACACAGGAGGCGACGGACAUCAGAAGACGAAGGAAAAAAUCGAAGGAGAGGGAACGCCCGAGGAAGAGCCCCAGGAAUGAAGUGAGCUAUGAGGAUGCGGAUGAACAAGUUUGUAGAUGCAAAAAUCCACUCUGCAGACUUGUUCAUCAGGAUCUUGCGGGUGUGAAGGAGAAUUUAGGACCGAGCAAACCUGAGACCCUUAAGAAGUACGAUGAAUUGCAAAACAUUUGCACUGAGAGGAUUGCGUCACUCAAUGCCCUUAUCAAGCAAGUUAGGGAUGAGCAACAAGAAGAUUAUUCGCUAACAGCACCUAGUGAUGACACCUCCCUAAUGCAGAUGCCAGCUCCCCGUCCACGAGAUAGUAUCCAAAGUGUUCAAAAAUUGGUAGAAAGUAUCGAGGCAAUUCACAAUCAGCUGGCAAAGACCCUGCAGGAGUCUCAAAAAAUCAUAACGGGCAGUUUGAACGCUUCCAAAGGUCUAGAUUCCCCGAAACUCCCCGAAUCGUCGACCCCAGUCCUCCAAAAAUCCCAGGAAAGUCCAAAAUCUCCAAGCCUACCCCGACCUCCUUCCUCACCCCAGCCAGAACUAAGAAAGAAGCCGACGGUGAUCAGCGAGGAAACUGUCAAAAUCAAUCUCCAACGCUUCAGACCGUCCCUCCCUAAGAAGGAAGUUUCUUCUCACCCUCAACCAUCAACAUCAUCAGCAACGCACGACGACAUAGUCGAAAAGCUAUCACUAGAAAUCCUGGAGCAAACUAAAAGUUCCGAGAAGAUGAGCACCUCCAGGAAGAAGCUAGAUUCUCCAGUAAAACGAGAAAUGCCAAAGGUAUCGUCUCCAAUUAGAACAGCACCUGGAGAAACUUUUGUUCCUCUUCUCGCCGGCAUUCCAAAGGCCCCAAAACCCUUUCCCAAUAUUCCCCAGGGUAACGGUCAUCGUCGUCCACCCCCUGUGAAUCACCCCCUUCAAUAUGGCAUCGAGGCCCUCUCUCCACCCCAUGAACUUUCAACAAUCGCAGAAUUUGAUACACCAGACACUGGAAAUCGCAGCCACAUCAGCACCAGAAGUCCAACGGGAAAGUCUAGAAGACCAAUACCCCUUGGCAUUCCUCAGGUGCAGGAAAAACUAGUGGAGGAAGCUGUUGUCCAUGAAAGCAAGACUAAGCAGUCGUCAGGGGAAGAUGAGAGAGCACCCGCCGAGCAGAAGUACUCCAAUGGCUCUGUCAAGUCAACGGAUUCAGCUGGAGGCAAUCGUCAGAUGGAAAAUCAUCGUUCGAAUAAACUAAUAACAUCUAGCAGUUCCAAUAGCUUUUCUGGACUAUCUGGAAUUUCGGAAAUUGUGAGUACUCCAACUUCAGACGCAGCUGCCUGGGCCUCAUCUCCUCCAGAAUAUAUUGAGGAUCAAUUAAGGAAAUUAGGACUUGGGUGGGCCAGCUCUUUUCUCAGGAAAACCAGGAAAGCCAGUGCUCUGAGUUCUUCAUCAAGCUCUGACAUCAGUCUGCAUUUGACAGUGAGGCGAAAUAAGUCACCGGUUAAAAAAAAUGAAAGCAGCACUCCUCUCACUGGACUUCCGGACUUCAGUGAUGUUUCCUCUAUAUCGAUAAAGGAGGCUAGCAAAAGCACGGAGAGAGCUGUACUCAUGAAGGGCAGAACUUCAACACCUAAUAUACAGAACUCUAAUUACAGUAUUGGACAAUCGGCUGCGAUGACAACGUCAACUGCAACAACAACGACACCAGUCAGCAGUGAUGGUUAUACUCCUGGUGAGCAUAAUCAGGGAUCAAUAAUGACCCAUCAAAUUGCUGGACCUAUGCCUAAUCUCCAGCAGAUGAGUGAGAGACCUAAGCACAGAAAGGGCCACAUGAUGAGACACAAGAGUCACAUGAUGAAUGGAGCACCUGCUGUUAACAUGGCUCCAUGUGUCUCAGCAUUUCCAGUGUCUGGACACUCGCAGAUGGCAUUUCUGCCACAUGGGCAUGUGUCAUUGAGGCCUAAUACUGGAAUGUAUGCAAAUUUUUCGGGAUAUAGGCCUAGUUAUCCUGGAAAUUUUCAACCCAAUGGGGAGAUUAUGUUUCCGUAUCCACCACCCACUACUGGUGGUACUCCACCACCUGCUACUAUGCCACCAUCGACGAUCACUGUCGUUGUUCCAUCACCUUCACAACAGAGCUAUAUGGCGCCUGCUGCUGUUGUACCAUUCACGGCCACCGUCCAACAAACCAAGGUCUCAUGUUAUAAUUGUGGAAGCAGUGGGCAUCAUCCGGGGGACUGCAAGGAUCAGACAAUGGAGGAUCUUACAAAAAGAGCGCCAUAUCGAUUAGAUUAUUCAACAGCAAAGCAGCUUGGUGAUUGUCCAAACGACAAGUGAUCUCUGAAUCGGAGUGGGGCCAUUAAAACCGUAACAACGACCCAAGCCACAUUGGCCACAGUACGUCACGAUAUUAAAUCAAAAUUCCAUCAUAAUUCGCCAAAUUGCAGACUAUACCUGCAAUUACUCGUUGAAAUACCUUACAAUCAACAUUACAACGUCGAGAGAGAUUUUUUAAAUGCUGAUCUAUCACAAUUAACUCUACCAGGUACACGUUUUGCAAGUUACUAUUUAUGACCCACAUUGUAAUUGUUACUAAUAUUAUUAUGAAUCUUAGAAAAUAUCUAUACAUAUAUACGAUAUAUUGAUGAUAUUUAAUAUAUGUAUACAUAUUUAUUAAUUAGUCGUGUACAGAGUACGAAAUAUCGUGAAUAUUACUAUCUAAUUUUCGUUUUUUUUUCGAUCACAUUUUAUUUAUAUCGCUCUUUUCAACUAAUUAGUUAGUAUUAGAGGUUUAUUAUGAAAAAGAAAAACAAAAAAGAUGUAAAUUGAAAAAAAAAAAUAA